Coregonus sp. 'balchen' is the source of this 11756-nucleotide messenger RNA. NCBI's taxonomy places the organism in Eukaryota, Metazoa, Chordata, Actinopteri, Salmoniformes, Salmonidae. The record is from the annotation of a GenBank genome assembly.
AUUCCAGAUAGCACUAACCCAAGACAAAUAUUUAACAAACGACUGCAUGAGGAACGCUAGCUACAUAGUAAUAUGAAAUGUUAUCCAAUACUUACGUUUGAUUACCUAUAAAGCAUAAAAUAUAUUAACAUCUUUUUGUUCUGCACAUUUUGAAGAGGUAGGUUGGCUGGGUCAAUAUAUUUCUGGAGUGUCUUUCUUAGCUUACUAGUAGCUAACGUUAGCCACAGACUACAAUAGUAACUUAGCUCUAUCAGAGAGUAAGAGGCGAAGCCUUUAAUAUCCUAAAUCUAUGGCUCUAUAGCUAACUUUAGUACAUAAAUGACCACAAACAACUGCAUUAUGAUGAGUCAUUUCUGCAUAUGCUGAGACCGAAGUCAGUUAAGCAUGUCCUAUAGGUUGCAACCUAGCUAUGAACUGAAUGAAAUGUCGUUAUACUUCAACAGGUGAUCACUUACAGGCGACUGUUUGACUAAGAACCGGGGCAUACAGUCGACCAUGACGUCACUGGUAAGUCUUGGGUGUAUGGUUUGCUUGUGGGGUCAACAUGAUAAGGUGAAUGCACCUAUUUGUAAGUCGCUCUGGAUAAGAGCGUCUGCUAAAUGACGUAAAUGUAAUGAUGGUAUCAGUCUAUCGCUCAACACAUUUGCUUCAUAUGUUGCUUGCGUAUCUCAUUGCCAGGCUUGCUGGGCAUUAAUUUUGAGUUUUGCUGCUAUAACAGCUUCCACUGUUCUGGGAAGGCUUUCCACUAGUUGUUGGAACAUUGCUGCCGGGAUUUGCUUCCAUUCAGCCGCAAGAACAUUAGUGAGGUCGGGCACUGAUGUUGGGCGAUUAGGCCUGGCUCGCAGUCUGUGUUCCAAUUCAUCCCAAAGGUGUUCGAUGGGGUUGAGGUCAGGGCUUUAUGCAGGCCAGUCAAAUUCUUCCACACCGAUCUCGACAAACAAUUUCUGUAUGGACAGUGCUUUGUGCACAGGGCAUUGUCAUGCUGAAACAGGAAAGGGCCUUCCCCAAACUGUUGCCACAAACUUGGAAGCACAGAAUCGUCCAGAAUGUCAAUGUCUGCUGUAAAAAUGAAAAAAUGCUGUAGCGUUAAGAUUUCCCUUACCGGAACUAAGGGGCCUAGCCCGAAUCAUGGAAAACAGCCCCUGACCAUUAUUCCUCCUCCACCAAACUUUACAGUUGGCACUAUGCAUUGGAGCAGGUAGUAUUCUCCUGGCAUCCUCCAAAGCCAGAUUUGUCUGUUGGACUGCCAGAUGGUGAAGCGUGAUUCAUCAGUCCAGAGAACGCAUUUCCACUGCUCCAGAGUCCAAUGGCGGCAAGCUUUAGACCACUCCAGCCGAUGCUUGGCUGCUCGGCCAUGGAAACCUGUUUUCAUGAAGCUCCUGACGAACAGUUAUUGUACUGACAUUGCUUCUAGAGGCAGUUUGGAACUCGGUAGUGAGUGUUGCAACCGAGGACAGAUGAUUUUUACGCGCUUCAGCAGUCAGCGGUCCCGUUCUGUGAGCUUGUGUGGCCUACCACUUCGCGGCUGAGCCGUUGUUGCUCCUAGACGUUUCCACUUCACAUUAACAGCAGUUACAGUUGACCGGGGCAGCUCUUCCAGGGCAGAAAUUUGACGAACUGACUAGUUGGAAAGGUGGCAUCCUAUGACGGUGCCACAUUGAAAGUCACUGAGCUCUUCAGUAAGGGCAUUCUACUGCCAAUGUUUGUCUAUUGAGAUUGCAUGGCUGUGUGCUCGAUUUUAUACACCUGUCAGCAACGGGUGUGGCUGACAUAGCCGAAUCCACUAAUUUGAAUGGGUAUCCACAUACUUUUGUAUAUAUAGUGUAGUUAACUGUGUGUGUGUGUGUGUAUUUAUUUAUUUUCUUUACAGGGGGGCAGCAGUUCCUCUUCUACAGAGUACAUAGUCCGGGUCCCCAAGUAAGUACUAUCCAAGGCCUACAGCCAUUGGGUUGUCAUUCAACAUUUGACCACAGCAGGGCCAAUGUGUACAACAUUCCUGACACUCUAACCGUUAAUCAUCGCAUGCAAAAUGGUUUUGGAAACCUCAUAAACUCUACUUUCAUAUCGCUCCAAAAUAAUGUUUCUAAUACAAAAGACAAACUUACUGUGUGUAAUUUUAACACGGAUUCCCACAGAGGUGUUUUGCGUUGCACAUUUACCUGAACUACCUGAACUAUGACACUUCCUGAGCUAAUGGAAACACGGGGGCGAACACAUAAAAAAAAACGUUGUCUCGAACCAGCGUUACACAAAAACCUCAAUUUAAAUCUGUGGUAAAACAGCUAACUUUCCGUAAGUGUAUGUUUUGUAUUUAUAAAGUGUUCCAAGCAGGACAUACAGUGAGGGGAAAAAAGUAUUUGAUCCCCUGCUGAUUUUGUAUGUUUGCCCACUGACAAAGAAAUGAUCAGUCUAUAAGUUUAAUGGUAGAUUUAUUUGAACAGUGAGAGACAGAAUAACAACAAAAAAAUCCAGAAAAACGCAUGUAAAAUUUUUUAUAAAUUGAUUUACAAUUUAAUGAGGGAAAUAAGUAUUUGACCCCCUCUCAAUCAGAAAGAUUUCUGCCUCCCAGGUGUCUUUUAUACAGGUAACGAGCUGAGAUUAGGAGCACACUCUUAAAGGGAGUGCUCCUAAUCUCAGCUUGUUACAUGUAUAAAAGACACCUGUCCACAGAAGCAAUCAAUCAAUCAGAUUCCAAACUCUCCACCAUGGCCAAGACCAAAGAGCUCUCCAAGGAUGUCAGGGACAAGAUUGUAGACCUACACAAGGCUGGAAUGGGCUACAAGACCAUCGCCAAUCAGCUUGGUGAGAAGGUGACAACAGUUGGUGCGAUUAUUCGCAAAUGGAAGAAACACAAAAGAACUGUCAAUCUCCCUCGGCCUGGGGCUCCAUGCAAUAUCUCACCUCGUGGAGUUGCAAUGAUCAUGAGAACGGUGAGGAAUCAGCCCAGAACUACACGGGAGGAUCUUGUCAAUGAUCUCAAGGCAGCUGGGACCAUAGUCACCAAGAAAACAAUUGGUAACACACUACGCCGUGAAGGACUGAAAUCCUGCAGCGCCUGCAAGGUCCCCCUGCUCAAGAAAACACAUAUACAGGCCCGUCUGAAGUUUGCCAAUGAACAUCUGAAUGAUUCAGAGGAGAACUGGGUGAAAGUGUUGUGGUCAGAUGAGACCAAAAUGGAGCUCUUUGGCAUCAACUCAACUCGGCGUGUUUGGAGGAGGAGGAAUGCUGCCUAUGACCCCAAGAACACCAUCCCCACCGUCAAACAUGGAGGUGGAAACAUUAUGCUUUGGGGGUGUUUUUCUGCUAAGGGGACAGGACAACUUCACCGCAUCAAAGGGACGAUGGACGGGGCCAUGUACCGUCAAAUCUUGGGUGAGAACCUCCUUCCCUCAGCCAGGGCAUUGAAAAUGGGUCGUGGAUGGGUAUUCCAGCAUGACAAUGACCCAAAACACACGGCCAAGGUAACAAAGGAGUGGCUCAAGAAGAAGCACAUUAAGGUCCUGGAGUGGCCUAGCCAGUCUCCAGACCUUAAUCCCAUAGAAAAUCUGUGGAGGGAGCUGAAGGUUCGAGUUGCCAAAAGUCAGGCUCGAAACCUUAAUGACUUGGAGAAGAUCUGCAAAGAGGAGUGGGACAAAAUCCUUCCUGAGAUGUGUGCAAACCUGGUGGCCAACUACAAGAAACGUCUGACCUCUGUGAUAGCCAACAAGGGUUUUGCCCUUGUACUAAGUCAUGUUUUGCAGAGGGGUCAAAUACUUAUUUCCCUUAUUAAAAUGCAAAUCAAUUUAUAACAUUUUUGACAUGUGUUUUUCUGGAUUUUUUUGUUGUUAUUCUGUCUCUCACUGUUCAAAUAAACCUACCAUUAAAAUUAUAGAUUGAUCAUUUCUUUGUCAGUGGGCAAACGUACAAAAUCAGCAGGGGAUCAAAUACAUUUUUCCCUCACUGUACAAUUCACAUUUUGGUCCACCAAAAUCUACCAUCCACUCAGAUUUUCUACCAGCCAAAAUGUUUUUUCCCCCCACAAAAAUUACACACAAAAAACAGAUGAGCAGGCUUUGUAAUGUUUCUAAAACAAUAAAUGUAUUACUAGUAGUAAUGUGUUAUGUUGUUUAAUUUCAUUUUUUGUGACCUGUUGCAGUGCUAGGUGGAAUAGGCUAUAUAGGAUUCGUAGUUCUUUGACUUUGUGCGAUUAAUUUACCAGCUAUGAAAUAAAACAGCAGAAAUACUUUGAAAACAGCUACUGCAUUAUUUAUUUUACUGUAAAUGUGAUCAUACUUUACUAUUUUGAUUCACAAAUGCGAGUGAAAUGUUCGCACUGUGGAGCCCUAACCACCCGCCAACGUUGCUGGUGAAAUAGACAUCCAAUGCCAAAAACUACCUGCAUUUGGCAGGUGUCGGGUGUUAAUUUUAGGCCCUGGUUCCAAUGUUUCCAAAACCGUACUGCUAUCAAUGAUCAAUUGUUUUUAGAUUGAGUGUUUUACACGUGACCAAAUCACCUCCGCUAAUCAAAAGGGACGUGGAAUGAAUCCAAUGUAGCAUUGGAUUCAAAAGGGCAACAUCCUCCUGAGAUGUAAACUAUGUUCAAACAUCCACGGGUAUGGCCCUGUGUGUAGAACCAACACGCCAGCCAGGCUUGUUAUAUUGACAUGUCAAUAUUUAGUAUAGAGAAAUCAAAUGGUAGGUAUAAGCUACAGUGCAUUCGGAAAGUAUUCAGACCCCUUUACUUUUUCAACAUUUUGUUACAUUACAGCCUUAUUCUAAAAUGUAUUAAAAAAUAAAUAAUCUUCAAUCUACCCACAUACUCCAUAAUGACAAAGCAAAAACACGUUUUUAUACAUUUUUGCACAUUUAUAAAAAACAAAAAACAGAUCCCUUUUAUAUAAGUAUUCAGACCCUUUGCUAUGAGACUCGGAAUUGAACUCCGGUGCAUCCUGUUUCCAUUGAUCAUCCUUGAUGUUUUUACAACUUGAUUGGAGUCCACCUGUGGUAAAUUCAAUUGAUUGGACAUGAUUUGGAAAGGCACGCACCUGUCUAUAUAAGGUCCCACAGUUGACAGUGCAUGUCAGAGCAAAAACCAAGCCAUGAGGUCGAAGGAAUUGUCCGUAGAGCUCCGAGACAGGAUUGUGUCGAGGCACAGAUCUGGGGAAGGGUACCAAAAAAUAUCUGCAGCAUUGAAGGUCCCCAAGAACACAGUGGCCUCCAUCAUUCUUAAAUGGAAGAAGUUUGGAACCACCAAGACUCUUCCUAGAGCCGGCCAAACUGAGCUAUCGGGGGAGAAGGGCCUUGGUCAGGGAGGUGACCAAGAACCUGAUGGUCACUCUGACAGAGCUCUAGAGUUCCUCUGUGGAGAUGGGAGAACCUUCCAGAAGGACAACCAUCUCUGCAGGACUCCACCAACCAGGCCUUUUAUGGUAGAGUAGCCAGACGGAAGCCACUCCUCAGUAAAAGGCACAUGACAGCCCGUUUGGAGUUUGCCAAAAGGCACCUAAAGGACUCUCAGACCAUGAGAAACAAUAUUCUCUGGUCUGAUGAAACCAAGGUUGAACUCUUUGGCCUGAAUGCUAUGCGUCACGUCUGGAGGACACCUGGCACCAUCCCUAUGAUGAAACGUGGUGGCAGCAUCAUGCUGUGGGAAUGUUUUUCAGCGGCAGGGACUGGGAGACUAAUCGGGAUCGAGGGAAAGAUGAACAGAGCAAAGUACAGAGAGAUCCUUGAUAAAAACCUGCUCCAGAGUACUCAGGACCUCAGACUGGGGGCGAAGGUUCACCUUCCAACAGGACAACGACCCUAAGCACACAGCCAAGCCAACAUAGGAGUAGCUUCGGGACAAGUCUCUGAAUGUCCUUGAGUGGCCCAGCCAGGACUUGAACCCGAUCGAACAUCUCUGGAGAGACCAGAAAAUAGCUUUGCAGCGACGCUCCCCAUCUAACCUGACAGAGCUUGAGAGGCUCUGCAGAGAAGAAUUGGAGCGUCAUACCCAAGAAGACACAAGGCUGUAAUUGCUCCCAAAGGUGCUUCAACAAAGUACUGAGUAAAGGGUCUUUAUAGUUAUGUAAAUGUGAUAUUUCAGUUUGUAAUUUUUAAUACAUUUGCUAACAUUUCUAAAAACCAGUUUUUGCUUUGUCAUUAUUGGGGUAUGGUGUGUGGAUUGAGGAAAACAUAAAAUAAAUGUAAUCCAGAAUAAGGCUGUAACGUAACAAAAUGUGGAAAAAGUCAAGGGGUCUGAAUACUUUCCGAAUGCACUGUACAUGAUGUGGUAUCUACAUGAAUCAUGACAAAGCUUACACCACUAACCCUUGUGUGCGUGUGUAGGAACACCAGUAAGAAGUACAGCAUCAUGGCCUUUAACUCUGGGGACAAAGUCAACUGCUCCUCCUGGACCCAGGUAUGUAGGCCAACUCUCUGGGAAACUCGCCUCUCAUUACAACUCUCCUCAGUAGGCUUCUAGAACACUCACUGAUUCGCUAUCCCUCUCUGUUUCUCUCCCUCCCUGUCUCUCUCUCUCUCCCGGCCUCUCUCUCUCUCCCGGCCUCUCUCUCCCUCCCUCCCUGUCUCUCUCUCCCUCUGUCUCUCUCUCCCUGUCUCUCUCUCCCUGUCUCUCUCUCUCUCCCUGUCUCUCUCUCUCUCUCCCUGUCUCUCCCUGUCUCUCUCUCUCCCUGUCUCUCCCUGUCUCUCUCUCUCCCUGUCUCUCUCUCUCCCUGCCUCUCUCUCCCUCCCGGUCUCUCUCUCUCUCUUCCCUUCCUGUCUCUCUCUCGCUCUCCCUCCCUCCCCCCAGGCUCGUAUGGAGCGGGACAUGAGUAACAGGAGGAUGUAUGGUGUGGAGGAGACGGAGGAGGGGGCGGCAGGCAGUGAGUUUGGGAAGAAGCAGAGGGAGGAGGCGCGCAGGAAGAAGUUUGGCAUCGUCACCAGGGAGUUCAAGGUGGAGGACCAACCCUGGAUCCUCAAGGUCAACGGCAAGGCAGGGAAGAGGUGAGGCAGACACCCAACCAUACAUACACACACAAACAGCAAAGCAGGGAGGCUACACACAGGCUUUGAGCUUACUUUUACUUAGCUCUGGUUCUCUCACAAAUACUUACCAAGACAUCCUCUGUCUUUCUGUCUAUCCAAGGGCCAGGAGGAUCUCCCAUAUUGCCUGCACUAUCCUUUUAUAUCAACUUGAAGCCCCCUUUCUCUCUCUCUGUUUCUCUCUCUAUUUGUCUCAGGUUCAAGGGUACGAAGAAGGGGGGCGUGACGGAGAACGCGUCCUACUACAUCUUUACCCAGUGUCCCGACGGGGCCUUCGAGGCCUUCCCCGUCAAUGGCUGGUACAACUUCGUCCCCCAGGCCAAACACCGCACGCUGACCGCCGAGGAGGCCGAGGAGGAGUGGGGCAGGUGAGGGGAGGGGAGACAGGUGAGGGGUGGGGGAGACAGGAGAAGGGAAGAUACUGAGGGGAAGAAUAAAGAUUGGGGGUGCAACUUCACCCCUCAGGUAAAAACACUAGGGGGUAGGGGCGGGGGGACUGGGGAAAGUAGUGGGUUGGAGAGUAGAGAGAAAAUGUGAUGGUGCAACUUCACCCCUCAGGUAAAAACACUAGGCGGUAGGGGCAGGGGGACUGUCGAACAUAGUGGGGUAUUUAGUUUAGUUGAUUAAUUCUACAAUUUAAAAAAACAAGAACACAUAACACUUGAAAAAGCCAUACAUGCACCAGAGUAAAAUCAUUGAGGAUAACACACAAUAAAGUCUGGGACUUAUUUCCAUUGUGUUCCUCUUGAAACAAGAUGGCUAGGCAAGAUCGAACACGGUUGAACACAGUAUGACAGCGAGAUAAUAAAACAAUAAACAAAGAACAAGAACAUGUGAUGAAAAUGUGAUGGUGCAACUUCACCCCUCAGGUAAAAACACUAGGGGGUAGGGGCAGGGGGACUGGGGAAUGUAGUGAGGUAGGAGAGUACAGAGAAAAUGUGAUGGUGACACUCUCAAACACACAAUUCCCCCCCCCCCCCCCCCCCCUCAGGAGGAACAAGGUGGUGAACCACUUCAGCAUCAUGCUCCAGAGGCGCCUGCGGGAGCAGGAGAGAGGGCCGGACGAUGAUGACGAGGAGGGCGAGAAGGGGGGGAAGAAGAAAAAGAAGAAGGGAGGAAGAGGAGGGGACCUGCGCAUCCAUGACCUGGAGGACGACCUGGAGUUGAGCAGUGAUGAGAGCGACAGCAGCGGAGGAGAAGGUAAUGAGCGAGGGACGAAGGAGAGGAGAGAGGAGACCUAAGAAGUGACAAGAGCAACAGUGGUGUGUUAGAAGGUUUGGGCUUUUCUUCAAUUAAUCUUCCCUCGAUUCUUUGCAUCCUCUUGUCUCCUUCUCAAAACUCAUUGGAGACUAAGUUCUUUGGGGAGGAACUUGGACCUUCUCCAAUACAGUUGAGGAGGAGGCAAGGAGAUGGGACGUGAGGAGUCACAGAAAGAUAAAUUGAGAUGGAGCCAAGGAUGGAGUAGAGGAAAGCGACAGCAGCUUCUGUGGAGAUAAGGAUGGAGGGAGGAUAGAAGGAUGGAGGGAGGAGAGAAGGAUGGAGGUAGGAUAGAAGGAUGGAGGGAGGAGAGAAGGAUGGAGGGAGGAGAGCCCAGUAAUGAGGAGAAUGAGUAGAAAGAGAGGCAUGGGAGUCAUUCAACCUCAAAAAGCACAAGAAAGAGGAUUUCGAACCCAACAUCUCAGAUUGUUCUGAAAACGGUUUCUGCGGUUAGAAACAGAUAAGAUUAGCGUUUCUUUAACAUUAUUUUUCUGAAAGAUAAUUAGAACUCUGAAUUGAAAGUUAGUUGAUUACACCUAAAUUGGCAAUUUCAAUUGAUUGGAUUCAUGUAAUAUUCAAUUAAUAUAGUUCCCAACAUCCGAUAUGGACCAAACCGCCUCUUAACAAUGGUCAAAAGCCACCCACAGACCCCUUUAGUUGUCUGGACUUCACAGAGAUACACAAAGAAAAAAUUGAACACAGAUGCAAUGUAGUUUAUUUGUAAAAAAUAAUUUGGGUAAACAACAUGUAGGCUACAGUAAAGUGUUUUUGAUAUAUUAUGAUAUCAAUAAACAGGAAAAAGGCAACUGAUAUCGACAAGGAUUAUCCAUGUCGGUGCUCAUCACUAGUAUACAAUGUGUAUGAACCACAUGCCUGUUAGCCGAAGACUCAUCUCAAUGUCUAACAAAUAAUGGACAGUACAUUUUAGAUAUUCAACUGUUAAAUUGUUAAAGGUGCAUCUCUUUCCGUUUCCUUUCUUUUCUCACCCCCUCUUCUUCCUUUAUUUUCUCACCUUCCCUUCUUCUUUUCCUCUCAGAUGGAGACAGCAAGCCCAAGAAGAAAGAGGGGGAUGCGAAGGGGAAGAAGAAGAAGAAGAAGAAGAAGAGGGGUAGUGACAGCGAGGCUAAUGAGGACAGUGACGAUGGAGACUUUGAGGGCCUGGAGGUCGACUACAUGUCAGAUGAGAGCAGGUGAGACACACACACACAUACACACACACACACACAGAUACACACACAUACACCAGAGCUUCUAUUGCAGCUGUAGGGUCACACACACCACAGCUGACACUUGUAGAGACAUACACAAAAACACUUCCUGCAACCUCUAAUUUAUUUGUUUCUCUCCUUCAUCCCUUCCUCGCUCUCUUGCUCCUUACUCCCUUGUUCCUGCAGUUCAGAGGAAGAGGCCGGCGAAGAGAAGGCCAAGUCCAAUAAAGAGGCCGUUCCCAAAGGUCAGAGGGCACCCCCAUGGCAACAAUACAACGUGUGCAUGUGUGUGAAUUCUAAGAACUCUAACUCUGUUCACAGGAAUCGACGAGGCAUCGGAGAGUGAGGAAGAGAGCGAGGAGGAGAAACAGAACGAGGAAGAGGGGAAAGAGGAGGAGGAGGAAGAGGAAGGGAAGAAGACCCCGGUCCAGACAAAGAAGAAGAGAGGUAGCAGUUCAUUCUUCUUCUUUAGAAUCUUUAUUGAAUCUUUACUGAUCACGUUUCACAGGGAAGUGGCAAGACUUGAACCCAUGGAAAUAUACUGUGUUUUUGUUGAAGGCUAUUUUGUGAUAACAAUGUUGUGUGUGUGUUUCAGACAGCAGCGGUGAGUCGGACACUUCAGAGGACAGCGACAUCGAUGGAGAGGCAGCCUCAGCUCUCUUCAUGGUGGUGAGUGUGUGUGUGUGUGUGUGUGUGUGUGUAUGAGAGAAAGUAAGUGUGUGUUACAGUUUGUGUGUGGUCCCUUUUGUAGUGCCACUGUUCAAUGUCGACCCCACUCUCUCUCUCUUUCUCGCAGAGAUGGAGUCUUGAUCUCGUGUUCUUGAUCUGGGUCAUGGUGCCCAAGAUCUUGGUCUGGGUCUUUUCUAAAACCCUGGGUAUGGUAGUUGAUUAACCUGAUGCCAUAUUUUGUCGUUUUUAUGUGACACAAAAGGGGUGACACAACACACAAUUUCCAGGGUAUCUUGCUUCUCUAGUGUGGCAGCAGUGUGGGCACAAAAAUAUGCCUUUUUAACACUUUGAUGUGGUUGGUGUUGGUCUGGCUCUCGUUCUUGGAUUUCCAGAUUUCAACUGGUCUUGGUGUGGCAAUGGUCUCUAAACACUGGGUCUUUCUUGGUCUGGAUCUUGAGAGUGGACUUUGCUCUUGACUUCCGCUCUUGACAUUUCUGUUUUCCCGCCAUUCCCAAUUUCCUCGCUCUCUUGCUCCCCCGCCCCCCCCUCAGAAGAAGCGUACUCCUCCUAAGCGUGGUGGUGGGCGUGGCUCUGGAGGCAGCUCCAGGACUGGCAGUCGCCCCGGAACACCGUCCAUAGACUCUGCCUCCACCUCCAACACACUCCGAGCCGCUGCUAGCAAACUGGAGCAAGGUACACACGCACGCACGCACUCACACACAUUUUCACAGAUCGGAAAUAGAUAUUUAUAUUUGUAAUAUUUGCAUGCACAUUAACAUAUUCACAGGAUAUGAAAGUCUUAUUUUGUUUGUCUUACCUUAAGGCUAUGUGUGACCUCAGCACUGUAUGCUAACUCUUCUUGAUUGAACAAUAAAGUGUUGUUAAAACUGUCUCUAACAUCCUGCGCUCUGCCUCCCCCUCCCCCCUCCCUCCCUCCUCACAGGUAAGAGACAGGUGGUGGGUGGUAGCUCUGAGUCUCCAGCUGCCAAGAGGCUGAAGAUGGAGUCCAGCAGCACGGCUAUCACCACCCAGAGUCCUGCCCCCUCAGGGAAGAGCACUCCACAGCCCCCCUCAGGCAAAUCAACUCCCAGCUCCAGGUAUAUUCCUCCUCUUCAAUCUCUCCUGUUGGUUCUCUUUUCUCACCCUUACCCUCUCUCUAGCUCUCACACACACACUCGUUCUCUCUUUCUCUUCUUCCUCUUUUCUCUGUCCCCUACUCUCCUCUCCUCUCCCACACAUACUCUUUCUUUCUUCCUCUUAUAUUCUCUCCCCUCCUCUCUUAUCUUCUCAUGUUCCCACUCUAUCACCCUCUCUUUCUCUCCCCUACUCUUCUUGCCUCAUUCCCUUCCCCCUCCCACCACCUACCCUCCCCCUGCUUUGUUCUCCCCCUCUCCAUCCUCCCUCCCUCUCCACAGUGACGUUCAGCUGACAGAGGAGGCGGUGCGCCGCUACCUGAUUCGGAAGCCCAUGACCACCAAGGACCUGCUGAAGAAGUUCCAGACCAAGAGGACGGGCCUGAGCAGCGAGCAGACAGUCAACGUCCUGGCCCAGAUCCUCAAACGCCUCAACCCUGAGAGGAAGAACGUCAACGACAAGAUGCACUUCUAUCUCACCGAG